This is a messenger RNA of Cryptotermes secundus, 2870 nucleotides long. Its product is annotated as cGMP-dependent 3',5'-cyclic phosphodiesterase. The coding region runs from base 261 to 2438 and encodes 725 amino acids. The record is from RefSeq and is a predicted model, not a curated record. Gene Ontology annotation, cellular component: mitochondrial matrix; mitochondrial inner membrane; mitochondrial outer membrane. NCBI's taxonomy places the organism in Eukaryota, Metazoa, Arthropoda, Insecta, Blattodea, Kalotermitidae. Gene Ontology annotation, molecular function: 3',5'-cyclic-AMP phosphodiesterase activity; 3',5'-cGMP-stimulated cyclic-nucleotide phosphodiesterase activity; protein homodimerization activity. The transcript is spliced from 15 exons. Gene Ontology annotation, biological process: regulation of mitochondrion organization; cGMP catabolic process; positive regulation of gene expression.
AGUAAUGUUGUUGCUUGCCUGAGUAGACCUAUCUGUGGUGUAAACAGUGGUGAUAAGCGCAGAUAGGGAAGUAAUUCUGGCGAUCCGUGAUUCUGAUCAUACCACAGACAUUACAAUAUAUUUCUAACCUACCAUGUAAUUUCAGCACCUAUAAAGACACAAGGGAAAAUAAGCAGAUGAACAAAUCAUUACAAUGUGACCUGACAUGUAACAAACGAGAUUAAGGUAUUAAUGGUGUACAUAACCUCAAUUAUGCAAUUAUGGCUUGCUCAACACUCAAGCAUGUGUCAAGUGAUCCAGCCAGCAUACUCCAGCUAUGCUCAACUCUGUACGACAGAAAUGCUCGAGAAAUGCAGAUUAAAAUAAAUAACCAUCUUAAGAAACAGACUGGCUCAUCAACAGUCUUUUUGGUUCCACUGUUAAAAGAGACCGAAGAAGCUGUAGUUCAAGUAAUUGGUGAAAAAGUUCUUCAACAGGAAAUGAGAUUUCCAUUGUCUGACAGUUAUCUGAACACAACAGUACAAUGUCGAUGUUCUGUUGAGGGUAUUCCAUCUGAGCUGGAUAUAGAACUACUCAAGAAUCUACGUGCAACCAUUGAACCUGAACCUAGAACUUUUCUUAAUGUACCAGUGUGUCAUCCUGAGGAAAACUAUGCAGUUCUUGUAGUCUGCCUUAUUGAUUAUGAUGAAAAAGGGAUGACUGAGUCUGCAUGCGCCAAUCUGGUAACAGAACUAUUUCGAUACUGUCUGGGUACCAUGCUGAAUACAUUUGCAUAUGAGGAAGAGAAACGAAAGAGGCUGCAGUGCCAGUCUAUGUUAGCUGUUGCAAAAAACAUCUUCUCUCACUUAGGUGACCUGACAGAUUUAUUGCGAGAAAUCAUGGGGGAGGCACGUAAACUUACAAAUGCUGAGAGAUGCUCAUUAUUUCUGCUAGAUUCAGAACAUGAUCAUUUGGUGGCUAACAUUUUUGAUGGGGAAACAUCAAAGGAGACACUGAAGGAAAUGCGUAUUGCCAAGAAUCAGGGUAUUGCAGGACAUGUGGCAAAUACAGGGGAGGUACUCAACAUUCGUAAUGCCUACUCACACCCACUGUUUUAUAAGGGCAUUGAUGAAAUAACUGGUUUCAAGACAAGGAACAUCCUGUGUUUCCCCAUCCGGAAAGAUACAGACGUUAUUGGUGUGGCCCAACUCUGCAACAAGAAGAAUGGCCUCUAUUUUGAUGUGCUUGAUGAGGAGGUUGCCAUGGUAUUUAGUGCUUACUGUGGCAUUAGCAUCAUGCACAGUUUAGUCUACAGGAAGAUACAAGAAGCUCAGGCUAGGAAUCAGCUGAUUAAUGAGCUCAUGAUGUACCAUAUGAAGGUUGGUGAUGAGGAUGUUGAGCUCUUGCUGGCCUGUCCUAAUAGUCACAACACAUCUAACUUUAGUAACUUCACAUUCUCACCUCGUUCACUGCCAUGGGAAGAAAUGGCCUGUUAUACUUUCCUGAUGUUUACCGAUCUGGAACUUGAUGUCUUGUUUAACAUUAGACGUGAGACACUGGCAAGAUUCAUUUUGUUUGUGGAAAAGGGUUAUCGAGACACUCCAUACCAUAACUGGAGGCAUGCAUUUUGUACAGUUCACUUUGCAUUUCUACUGAUUAAGAAUUUGGACCUUAUAAAGCAAGGAUUCAUCACGCCGCUAGAAUCCCUAGCACUUAUGGUAUCAUGUGUCUGUCAUGAUUUGGAUCACCGGGGAACAACCAACUCGUUUCAGACACAGUCAGGCACUGUGCUUGCCAACCUCUACAGCUCUGAAGGUUCUAUCAUGGAGAGGCAUCACUUUGCUCAAGCAGUGUGCAUGCUUAACACAGAAGGGUGCAACAUACUGGAUGGAAUUCCGCGAGAGCAGUACACAAAGUGUUUGGAUUUGAUCAGGGAUCUGAUUUUAGCAACAGAUCUAGCAUCCCACUUCAGAGUUUUUGAAGAGCAACAGAAGCUCCUGGUAGAAUUUCAGAAACAUAAGGAAGAUCAGCGACGCCUGCUUCUCUGCCUUUUUAUGACUGCUUGUGACCUCAGUGAUCAGACAAAACACUGGUCAGUGGCAAGACAAACAGCUGAUCUGAUAUACAAGGAGUUCUUCACACAAGGAGACAUGGAGAAGACGAUGGGUAGCUCUCCGGUUGAAUCAAUGGACCGUGACAAGGCCUACAUACCUAGUUUGCAGAUACAGUUCCUUGACAACAUUGUUAUUCCAUUGUAUGGGCUUAUUUCUGAGUUAUUUCCAGAAGCUGAAUGUCUGGUGAAAGCAGCUAAACUGAACCGAGAAGGUUGGACAACAGCAGAUGCUCUUUUUUCUACCCAGUGGGAUAGAGGAGGUCAUGAGCUGCUCUCCAACCCAGAGCUUGAUGAACAAGUGAUGGCAAAGCUGAAGCAGCACAGUGGCAUGCCAAGCUGCAAGUGAAGAGCUAACACUGGUGCCCACAGUUGUGAAUCACCCUGCAGCUGCGAUAGUCUUUAACCCUUUGCCCCUUCUAACGUAAUAAAAUUUCAUUCGGGAUUUAAAUGCCUGGAAGAAACUGGGCUGAUAGCACCAUAUAGUACUGUUUUAAGUAGAGUGGGUAAAGGGUUGUUUGUACAGUUGACAUGUCCAUAAAUCCAUUUUUAGAACUCUCAUCACAGCAUUUAGGAUAAUAAUGAUGUAUUAUAAUAGUUUUAAGUGCAGUGUUUCAUAGUUACCUUCUUGUAAUACUUGUGUACCUGUUAAAGCAAUUUACAGUAAAAGUUAUCUUAUCUGACAUGCAUGAGGAGUACAGUGUGCCAGUAGGUCGAUUUUGCCGAUAGAUGGAAUGAGGACUCAUGAUAAGCAAUUUUAAUAUGUUCUAUGACAAAAAAA